Cuscuta europaea is the source of this 1350-nucleotide messenger RNA. NCBI's taxonomy places the organism in Eukaryota, Viridiplantae, Streptophyta, Magnoliopsida, Solanales, Convolvulaceae. The record is from the annotation of a GenBank genome assembly.
GUAGAGUUACCAUGAUUGUAUCUCCAAAAUGUGAUACGUACACAGUUUUGCUUCUCAAAUUGGCCAGGAAAAACAAUUUACUUAAAGGCGAAUACAAUGUUGUCCUCUUUCAUCAUUAUUAUCGACAAUCCGAAUUUCACAAAUCACAUUUCUAGCUUUAGUCUGCUCUGUUUGCUGGAAAUGGAUCUGAUUCCGGGUCUUCCCAAUGAAGUUGGACUUGAAUGUCUGAAUAGGGUUCCGUUUGAUCAGUUCCCAGUUGCUACAUCCGUGUGUAGAAAAUGGAAGGACGAGAUUAUGAAGGCAGAAUUCAGGAACCGCCGGAAAGCUUCGGGUCGGACCCGACCUGUCAUUGCCAUGGCCCAAGCGAUGGUUGUUGGUUCAAGUAGCAGGCUUUCUCCUCCGGUUUGCCGGCUAACGCUUUUGGAUCCCGUCAAAGGGUGUUGGUACGAUCUGCCGCCGAUACCGGAGAUGGCGGAAGGGCUGCCGGUGUUCAGCCGAGUUGUCGGGGUCGGGCCGGAGCUCGCGGUGAUGGGCGGGUGCGACCCGGAGAGUUUCCGGGUCCUGAAUUCAGUUUUCAUCUACAGCUUCUUAACAGGGACCUGGCGGCGCGGAAAGGAUAUGCCGGGCGAGCAACGGCUAUUCUUCGGGUGCGCGGCGUCGGAGAGGGAUGGUGUGAUGGUUGUCGCCGGCGGGCACGACGACGGCAAGAACGCCUUAAAAUCAACUCUGUCGUAUGACGUGGCGUCCGAUGUGUGGACGCCGUUGCCGGAAAUGUCAAGCGGCCGCGACGAAUGCGCGUGCUUCUUUUACCGGGGAAAGUGUCACGUCACUGGUGGGUACCACGUGGAGACACAAGGACAGUUCGAACGGACCGUGGAGACGUUAGACGCCGUCGCCGGCCAUUGGUGCGCAAAUGACGGAAUGGCAGAUGCGGCGAAAAGUACGUUUCCUUCCGUAGGUUUUGUGGAGAUUGGCGGGAGAAUAUACACGAGCCGGGAUGGUGACGUGGUGGCUUUUGAUGACGCGACGAGCCAAGUCAUCGGGAGGGUCCCGCGUGAAGUUUCUAACGUGUCGUUUGUGACAGGGUGGCAUGGGCAGCUGAUGGUGACUGGAAAUGCGAAGUACGGGGAACCUCAAAAGGCUUAUGUGUAUGAGCUGAAAAGCGGGCUAUGGAGCCAAAUAGAAGUCCCCAAUGAGUACUCCGGUCAUAUUCAGUCAGCCUUUUGUCUUGAACUCUAAAUUUUAAUGCUUUCGUUAUUACGGAGUAUAUUAUAAGCCCGUUUUGUAGCAUGAAAAUCGUUUCAUUAUGAAAUUUAUAAAAUUUUAAUUGAAAGAGUUGCAUUGGCUGAU